Elephantulus edwardii (Cape elephant shrew) is the source of this 3984-nucleotide messenger RNA. It is a transcript of the gene PLA2R1, whose product is annotated as phospholipase A2 receptor 1, 180kDa. The record is from RefSeq and is a predicted model, not a curated record. Gene Ontology annotation, molecular function: signaling receptor activity. The transcript is spliced from 27 exons. The coding region runs from base 1 to 3984 and encodes 1327 amino acids. Gene Ontology annotation, cellular component: plasma membrane; signaling receptor complex. Lineage: Eukaryota; Metazoa; Chordata; Mammalia; Macroscelidea; Macroscelididae.
AUGCUGCUGCGGCCACCGCUGCUGCUGCUGCCGCUGCUGCUGCUGCUAAGGGGCCCCGGGGGCUGUCAAGAGGGCGCGGCGGCGGAGCUCACCCCAGAGCGGGUCCUCGAGUGGCAAGAUAAAGGAAUUUUUGUUAUCCAAAGUGAGAGUCUCAAGACAUGCAUUCAAGCAGGAAAAUCUGGACUUACUCUGGAGAACUGCAAACAACCUAACAAAAAUAUGCUGUGGAAAUGGGUUUCAAAGCAGCACCUCUUUAACAUAGGAGGCAGUGGUUGCCUGGGUCUCAACUUAUCUAGUCCUGAGCAGCCAUUGAAUAUAUAUGAAUGUGAUUCUACCCACAUCUCCUUGAGGUGGCGCUGUAACAGGAAGAUGAUCAUGGGCCCGCUGCAGUACAUGGUCCAGGUGAAGCACAAUACCACUGUUGUGGCCUCAUGGAAAUAUCUUUAUCAUAAGUGGAUUUCCUAUAUGUCAGAUGGUAAAGACAUUUGUGAAUAUACGCAUAAGGAUUUGUACACAAUCAAAGGAAAUGCCCGUGGGAUGCCAUGUAUGUUUCCAUUUCACUAUAACCGGAGAUGGUAUCAUGAGUGCACCCGGGCAGGUCGGGACGACGACUUACUAUGGUGUGCCACGACAAGCCGCUAUGAACAAGAUGAGAAGUGGGGAUUCUGCCCAGAUCCCACUUCUACAAAAGUUGGCUGUGAUGCUGUUUGGGAGAAGGACCUUCAUUCCCACAUUUGCUACCAAUUCAACCUACUUUCAUUCCUCACGUGGAAUGAGGCACAUUCUUCAUGCCAGCUGCAAGGAGGCACCUUACUAAGUAUUGAGGAUGAGCCGGAAGAAAAUUUUAUAAGGAAACACUUAAGCAGUGAAGCAGUGACAGUGUGGAUAGGUCUGAAUCAGCUGGAUGAGAAUGCUGGCUGGCAGUGGUCAGACGGAACACCACUCAGCUAUCUGAACUGGAGCCCAGAUAUAAACUUUGAGCCAUUUGUUGAAUACCACUGUGGGACAUUUAACUCGUUCGUGCCACAUGCCUGGAAGAGUCUGGAUUGUGAUGCCACUUUGCCUUAUAUAUGUAAAAAAUAUUUAACCCACACUGAUCAUGAAGUAAUUGGUGAACCAGAUGUUUGGAAAUAUUAUCCUACACACUGUGAACCUGGUUGGGAUCCUUACAAUCGUAAAUGCUACAGACUUCAGAAAGAAAAGAAGACCUGGAAUGAGGCUUUACAGUCUUGUCAUUCUGAUAAUGCCACGUUAAUAAGCAUACCUUCCUUAGCAGAGGUGGAGUUUCUUGUAACCUUCCUUGGAGAUGAAAAUGCAUCAGAAACAUGGAUUGGUUUGAGCAGCAGUAAAAUUCCAGUGUCCUUUGAAUGGGCCGAGGGUUCAGCAGUCACUUUUACUAAUUGGCAAACACUUGAGCCCCACAUUUUUCCAAACAGAAGCCAACUAUGUGUCUCCGCAGAGCAGUCUGAGGGACACUGGAAAAUUACAAAUUGUGAAGAAGCACUUUUUUACAUCUGUGAAAAAUCAGGCCAUGUCCUUUCUGAGUCAGGCUGUCAAGAGGGGUGGGAGAGACAUGGUGGAUUCUGUUACAAAGUUGACACAGUCCUCCGAAGCUUUGAUCAUGCUUCCAGUGGUUAUUACUGUCCUCCUGCACUUGUAACCAUUGCGAACAGGUUUGAACAAGCUUUUAUUGCCAGUUUGAUCAGCAGUGUGGCAAAAACGAAAGACAGUUAUUUUUGGAUAGCUCUACAAGACCAAAAUGAUACAGGAGAAUACACUUGGAAGACAGCAGGGCAGAAACCUGAGCCGGUGCGGUACACACACUGGAACGCACACCAGCCACGCUUUAGUGGUGGCUGUGUCGUCAUUCAAGGAAGGAGCCCCUCUGGUCGCUGGGAAGUGAAGGACUGUAGACACUUCAAGGCAAUGUCUCUGUGCAAACAGCCAGUUGAAAUUCGGAGAAAAAAUGAGCAUGAAGAGAGAUGGCCCUUUCACCCCUGCAGUUUAGGCUGGGAGUCAAAGCCUGGGCUGGCCAGUUGCUUCAAGGUAUUUCAUAGUGAAAAAGUCCUCAUGAAAAGAACCUGGAGAGAAGCAGAAGCAUUUUGUGAAGAAUUUGGUGCUCACCUCGCAAGCUUUGCCCAUAUCGAGGAAGAACAUUUUGUGAAUGAGCUCUUACAUUCGAAAUUUAAUUGGACAGAAGAAAGGCAGUUCUGGAUUGGAUUUAAUAAAAGAAACCCACUGAAUGCUGGCUCUUGGGAGUGGUCUGAUGGAACUCCUGUCGUCUCUUCAUUUUUAGACAAUACUUACUUUGGAGAAGAUGCAAGAAAUUGUGCCGUGUAUAAGGCAAACAAAACAUUACUACCUUUACACUGUGAUUCCAAACGGGAAUGGAUAUGCAAAAUUCCAAGAGAUGUGGAACUCAAGAUCCCACAGUGGUACCGGCAUGAUGAACCCUGGCUCUUUUAUCAGGACGCUGAGUACCUCUUUCAUACCUAUGCUGGAGAAUGGGCCCCCUUUGAAUUUGUGUGCAGUUGGCUGCGUGGUGAUCUUCUCACAAUUCAUUCUGCACAUGAACAAGAAUUUAUCCACAGCAAAAUAAAAAUGCUAUCAAAAUAUGGUGUAAAUUGGUGGAUUGGACUUCGAGAAGAAAGAUCCAGUGGUGAAUUUCGGUGGAGAGAUGGAACACCAUUAAUAUACCAAAACUGGGACAAACAAAGCAGCAGGUCUGUGACUAAUCAGACCCAGGGGUGUGGAUUCAUUUCAGCCAUAACAGGACUCUGGGGUAGUGAAGAGUGUUCCGUUUCUAUGCCUAGUAUUUGUAAGAGGAAAAUAUUCGGGGUCAUAGAGAAAGAGAAAGAUAUACCUAAACUGCACGGAACGUGUCCCAAAGGAUGGCUUUAUUUUAACUAUAAGUGUAUUCUGUUGAAAAUACCCAAAGAUCCAAGUCAUCAGAUGAACUGGACAGCUGCUCAAAAGUUCUGUGCUAAAGAAGGGGGAACACUGGUGUCCAUUGAAGAUGAAGUCGAGCAAGCUUUCAUUACUAUGAAUCUUUUUGGCCAGACUACUAAUGUGUGGAUAGGAUUGCAAAAUGGUGAUUUUGACAAAUGGUUAAAUGGAAAACCUGUAGUAUAUUCUAAUUGGUCUCCAUUUGAUGUAGUAAAUAUUGCUCAUCAAAAUACCACAGGAGUUCAAAACCACAUUCCUCUCUGUGCCUUGCUGUCAAGUAAUCCUAAUUUUCAUUUCUCUGGAAAAUGGUAUUUUGAAGACUGUGGAAAAGAAGGUUAUGGGUUUGUUUGUGAAAAAAUGCAGGAUACUUCUGGACCUGCUGUAAAUGCAUCUGCUAUGUAUCCAAUUCCUAGUACUUUAGAAUAUGGAAACAGGACUUACAAAAUAAUUAAUGCAAAUAUGACUUGGUAUACAGCAAUGAAGACCUGCCUGAUUCAUGGAGCAGAACUAGUCAGCAUUACAGACCAGUAUCAUCAGUCCUUUCUCACAGUUAUCCUCAACCGACUGGGACAUGCCCACUGGAUCGGUCUGUUCACUGCAGAUAAUGGUCUUAAUUUUGAUUGGUCUGAUGGGACCAAGUCCACUUUCACUUAUUGGAAGGAUGAGGAGUCAGCCUUCCUGGGUGACUGUGUUUUUGCUGACACCAGUGGACGUUGGAGCAGCACAGCCUGCAGCUCAUUUCUGCAAGGAGCCAUUUGUUAUGUGCCCACCGAGACAAGACCAUCUGACCGCCCAGAGCUAUGCUCAGAGACAUCGAUACCCUGGGUAAAAUUUAAAAGUAACUGCUACAGUUUUUCUACAGUCCUCAACAGUACAAGUUUUGAGGCUGCUCAUGAAUUUUGCAAAAAGAAAGGAUCCAAUCUUUUAACAAUCAAAGAUGAAACUGAAAAUGCAUUUCUCCUGGAGGAGCUUUUUGCUUUUCGUUUUUCUGUCCAGAUGGUCUGGUUGAAUGCUCGGUUUGAUAGCAGCAGUAAGUAG